Phoenix dactylifera (date palm) is the source of this 1679-nucleotide messenger RNA. The record is from RefSeq and is a predicted model, not a curated record. Lineage: Eukaryota; Viridiplantae; Streptophyta; Magnoliopsida; Arecales; Arecaceae.
UUACCUAAAUGGGGGAUGCAGAAAGUGCCCUUCCUUCAUCCAAGAAGAGAGUAGCUGGUAGACAACUCUCUAAGGAUGAUCCUGAUCCAGAUGAUGAUGCUCCUGAGCCAGAGAUGGGGACUUUUCAAAGAGCCACCGAGGUGAUGGCAACCAGAAAAAUUGUCAAGGUCCGGCGCCAUCAACCUGCAUCAUCUGCUGGUUCCAAUCUUGCUGUUAUUCGCUUGGUUCCUCCAACCAGUUCUGGUGCACAAACAACUAGCCCUGCCGAUCAGCCUCAAAUGGGUGCUGAUUACAACAGUCUCAGAAGAUCAAAAACAGUAAUAAUGAAAAGAUUGAAAAAUCUGGUGAUGAAGAUAAGGAAACUGAAAGUGGAGCUGCAGUGAAUGAAUAGAGGGGACAGCAGAGAAUAACAGGAAGUCAGCAGAAGACAUUAAUGAAGUGUCGGCAGCUAAGAGUUGAUGAAACAGGAGAGAAUCACCAGGAAGUCAGCAGAAGACAUUACUGAUAUGUCAGCAGCUAAGAGUGAUGAAAAGGUUCAAAACUGAUACAGUGGAAGAGGGUCAAUCAGCCACUGGAAAUGGGUAAGGAAGUGCAAAAUGGAGGAAAAGAAGCCAAAAGGGAAUCCCGAGAAGUAGCAGGUGAGGAAGAUGGGGAAGAAACUGAGAAGAAAGCUGGAAGUGAAAUGGAUAAGGCGGUUGGAGAUGAGACUGAGAAGAAAAGCAGGAAAAUGACCAUAAAGAUGCAACUAUGCCAGCUGGAUCUUUUAGCUCAUUUCAACAGUUGUCUAGUAGCCAAAAUGCAUUUACAGGGCUUGCAGGAACUGGCUUUUCGAACUCUUCAUUUUCUUUUGGGUUCAAUUGCUUAAAACAGGAUCUGCAUUUGGUGCAAGUUCUGGAUCUCUCUUUGGGCUUACAAACAAUGGGAGUUCUUCCUCAUCAUUGCCUGGUACGCACCAGAUGCUUCUAAAAAGCGGCAGACUUUCCAUGCAGGAGGUGCCUGUUGAAACAGGUGAAGAGAAUGAGAAGGCACUGUUCACUGGUGAUGCUAUAUUAUAUGAGUAUUUAGAUGGAGGGUGGAAGGAAAGGGGAAAGGGAGAGCUUAAAGUGAACAUCUCUAUUGCUGAUGGUGAAAAGGCAAGGCUUAUUAUGAGGGCUAGGGGGAACUACAGACUAUCCUGAAUGCAAGCCUUUACCCAGAUAUGUCGCUUACUAAUAUGGAUAAAAGAGGCAUAACUUUUGCUUGUGUCAAUAGUGUUGGGAGAAGGAAAGAAUGCACUCACCACAUUUGCUCUGAAAUUCAAGGACAGUAGUAUUGUGGAAGAGUUUCGAGGAGUGGUCACAGCACACAAAGGAAACAAGACCCCUGUACUGAAGACACCUGAGAUUCCCCCAAGGCAAUCUGAUGAGUGAAAUGAUAGAUGCCUCUUCAAAAAAGCUAAUUUCCUGGAAUUUCCUUCUUGAAUUUUGUUAUGUCUUGGUUAAGAUGUCCCCAUUAUGUGAUCAAGCUUUAAAAUGUAGGGCCAAAAACUUGUUUAGUUAAAGUACAGUCCUUUGACAGAAUGGUUCAUCUUUUUAUGUAAUUCUAGAAGAGGACCUCAAGUCAUGGUUCCUGUUGUUGUGUAGUUGCAUUAUCAUCGACUUUUUAUCUUGCCAUAAGCUCAUAAUAUCUGCUAUUUUAAA